GGGUGAGCGCGCGCGCGCGCGCGAUCGCUUCCCGCACCGUGGAAUAAAACCUUCCGGACGCGUGGCGGCAGCUCACAUUCGAAACGCGUCCGUCCACGAGUGCGGUAUCAAGUGCCGACGGUAUCAAAGUGUUGUUUUUUGUUCGGUGCGUGUGUGUGUGCUAGAAAACUAUAGAGACCGGUAAGUGUGAGUGUAUGUGUGUAUGUGUGUGCUUUGAGUUUAGGGUUGCAUCGAAUUCGAUUUUCUCGAAAGGGUUCAUCGCUAUCGGUUGCAUUGAAGUCUCUCGUCUCGCCUUUGCCCGCUGCAACGGUGGCUUAUCGGAUUCGAAUACUGUUUUGUGUGUGUUGGCCUUGGAAAUAUUCAGUGGUUUCAGUGUUUACCGUUUACAGGCGGGUCGGACUGGAAAGUCGACGGAUGUGUGUCAAUCGAAAGUUGCUAAACUUCCAGCAAAAGCAACAAACAAACGAAAUCCACCGUAAAAGGGAUAUCCCGUAAAAAGUGAUCCUGUGCGCUGCUGGUUGCAGUGCAUAUUUGGUGCCGGUUUCAAACACAAAAGUGCCGUUGCUGUUUUUGGGGGGAGGCUUGUUGUUGGUGGUAAUCCAUUGUAAAGGGAGUCCCAAGUGAAGCGGUCGGGCACAUCCGUUAAUGAGUAGAAAAUUAUGCAACGAGGAUAGACUUUUAGGAUGGCGUUCAGGUCACGACUGUGCUGGAGUGUGCACGGUUAUGUAGCGGUGGGGUAAAGCGAGUGUUUGUGUUAAUGUAUGCUGUAAACCUUGUGACCUUUAUUCGCUAAUGAAUAGUUCCGUAUUUCAAAGCAGUGGUGAAGGCCUAAAGACUUGCCUUUGUGUAUGUAUGUAUGUAUGUAUGUAUAUAUGUUUCACAAGAAGAUGAUUUGCAAAACCGGGCUCAAAUAACAACCGAUCAUGUCUCGUGGAUUAAAGAUCGUGUUUCAUUUGUAGAGGUGUAUGAGAACGCUGAAACAUGUCGCUUGAAACUGUGUCGUACUUGAAGGUUGAAUCCCCUCAGACGCAUAGAUUGACCCGAGUGUAACACAAACGCAUUCCUUCAUUUUACCCAAUUAAAUUACCCUUCAAGUGGUGUCUUCUUUUUAUGGUCCUUUUUUUCUCAACCAUCACAAACUCCCUCCCAACUAGCAGCUCUAUAUGCUUAGUAAAAAAAGCCACGAAUUAAUGCUUUCCAAGCAGGACGUGGACGUGGUGGCUCACUACUCACCAUUCGACCACAGUCGUCGACAAUUUGAUGUGCAAAGUGCCUAGAGAUUGUAAAUCAAAUUAGUGUGCGCCAAGUGCCGGGCGAACCCAUUCCCAACCCAACCCGCUUGUGCCUGCUGACCUUGCAGUAAGCCCGCUCCAUUGCUAUGCAGUGUUAGUACAACUUUCGCUGUCGUUUCAAUUUUCUACCCAUUUGGGCGAUUUGCGCAUUCGGCGAGUGGAGCGCCCCACAACAGCAAGGGGGUGGAGCGGGAAUAAAUAUUACUAAUUCACGAAUAGCUUGCUCUCCGUGUGACGCUUUGCUGGUAGGGCAAGGUUGUACCAGACAGCUGGUGCGUAAAGCAUACCAAAAAUCAGAUUGUUUUGUGCUGGGGCAAAUGUCGUUUGUCUACGCGAUAUAUGAACAAAAAAUUAGAAGACUGGCACACCAUAAAUGCAGCUUUGUCGCAACGUAUUAUUAAGUGGCUUUUAGACUAUUUUAUUGCAUCGUUGGUUGGUUGUAGAUAGGGUGCAGCAGCAGCACAAAAUGCCAAUGAAAGAAAAGAAUUUAGUGUUGUUCCCCCCACCCGGUGAGGGUGUAAAUUGAAUGUUUUGCAAUUCGUUUUCAAAACAGCGCGGCAGCACAUUGAACUUUACAGCACCGUUCAACUGUUGUACCGAACAGAACAGAAUGACAACAGGCGUUUAUUUAAUGACACUUUCGGGGUGUGAUGUUUUAUUAGCACUGCAACGUGAAAAGUAUAACCCCUUUAUAAAUCGUGCUACAAUGUGUACGAUUAUUUGGUUUGCUUGAUUGUGCAUGCCGACAUGUAAAUGGAUGUGAGAGAUGUUGUAAAGAACAAAGCUUAUAGGAGAGACAGUGGUAAAUGGUUGUAUUGAUAGAAGCGCAUCCUAAUAGCAAGACAAAUGUGUUAAGUGCAUAGUAUAAUUAGUUGCAAUACAAGGGGUUUUCAGAGAUUCUCAUAGUUGUGGGAGACUCAAGAAUGUCUCUUUCUUACGAAAAAAAAUAAGCUUUAUACGAUGGGAAUUGGACUCUACAGCACCCUUUUUGGAAAAUAAUCUAAUAAGAUUUACCAAUCAGGUAGUCCAUCAAGAGUGCCAUGGAUUUAAAUCCCAUAGAAUAUAGUCAACUUUAAGAGUCAAGAGUCAAGGAAGUGCCCGAUAGCUUUGAGAACCUUUGUAAACCCAUAUAAAAAGACGCACUAGAUUCGUUGGUCAUUCUGUGGAUUCGUCGCUUAGUUAAAUUUUUAGAACGAAAUUAAACGUUUGCCUAUAAAAGAACUCACUUUUACAAUACAGGGUUUUCGAUGAUUAUAUAGACAUGUUCAGCGAGUUGUAGUUUCGUUCAGACAUAUAAUAGACUCUUUCAGCGAGAUAUAGAAUUGUUAGGAAGUAGGUGUUGACAUGUUCAGCGAUUCUGUAGUGCUGUCGUUUGUUUUGUUUACACACUGUGCCUUAGGGUUCAAUUUUUCAUUCUUGAAAGUCUUAAAAGUAGCUAAUAAUCAUUCCUCAAGCUGUUCAAUACAUGAAUUAGUUAAAACAAACAUAUUUUUACGAAAAUCGUUUGUUUACCUUCAGAUGAGAAUGAUCCAAGCUGCAGUCCAAGGGGUUCGAAAGUGACAUCUUUACAGUAUAACCGAACAUGUCAACGCCUACUUCCGAACAAUUCUAUAUCUCGCUGAAAUAUUCUAUUAUAUGCCUGAACGAAUCUACAACACGCUGAACAUGUCUAUGUAAUCCUCAAACACCCUGUAAUACCAUUGAUUCUUCCUACAAUAAUGUACCACAAUAUACCUCUUGAAUGACCUCAAUAUGAGGUCUUUUUUCAUUCUUAAAGCUAUGCUUGAACUCAGAAAGCGAAAGGAGGCUGUCGGCCUUUGCUUUCCCGUUGUAUAAUGCCCCGCCAGUCGUUAAUGAACGCCUGUUUUCUUCUUAGCAUUUCAAUUUUAACUUUGAUCUAAUUUCAACCGUUCCACCGAACUAAAGCUCCCUUUCCCCUCCAAAAAAACCUCAUCAAUCUCCGGCUGCGUGGUUACCAAAAAAGCGAACAACAACCUUCUUCCCAUUGUCGAGAGCGGGGUUUCUUUCGGGGGGUUUUUUUUGACGUCAAUUCGUCGCAGCAUCGAUCACCCAGCACACCAACCAGUACGGGCCAGCCAGAACAACAAACAAACCUGCUACGCACCUUGUUAACGGCGCACCACGCUUCCGUUCCGGGCGCUCCAAACGCUUGGUUUUGUAAUUAACCUUCACAUCAACCGGCUUAUCACCUUCGGCUAGUUAUAUAUUAAUGACGGUACCAGUUCAAUCGCCGUCCCAAGAAUUAUCGUUUUGUUGUCCAUUCUGGCACGCAAGCGCCACGUGUGUUGAAUUUUGUAAGAUUAGCGUAACCCCCGUACCAGGACGCUAUCAAUAUCGAAAACAUCGUAAUGCGAUCGUGUUUGGAAUGUUGAAUCAUUACAAUAACAACAACAAUAACCCUCCUACUUCCGCUUCGAUUUGUUUACAGAACUCACCAGUGUGCUCACCGUCAUGCCGGAAAUAAAGGCGGUAGCGAAAAGUGCGCCAAACGCACGCAAGGACCAGACGGAAGAUGUCACCAGUGCCGGUGACGCCCCAGUGACCCUUUUCGCCGAUCAGCCCGAACGCGUGAGGAAGAUCAACGAACUGCGCAAGCUGAUACAAAACUACGAUGACUGCGAGCGUAGAAGCGACGAACUGUUUCUCUGCCGAUUUCUGUACUGCUGCGACUGGGACGUACAGGAAGCGUUUGGGCGCAUCGUGAAACUGAUCAAGCUGAAGGAAGCGAAUCCGGAAUGGUUCUUCCACAAACCGAUCGCCACCUACAGCGAGCUGCUGAAUCGAAAUGUAAAGUUCGCGCUGGACCGGCGCGACCGGCGAGGCCGGCGCGUCUUUAUCACCCGCCUCGGGGCGAUCGACUUCUCCAGCAUGGCCGUGACCGAUCUGGCCAAUCUGGACGAUAUCUGGUUCGAGCUGAUGCUGAACGAGCUCGAGACGCUCGAGAGCGGCGUCACGUGCCUGAUCGAUAUGAGCGGCUACUCGCUGAAGAGCUUUCGGUUUCUAACGCCACAAAACAUACGCAUCGGGUCGGCUAAGACGGAUUUGUUGCCGCUGAAGAACAUCGAAUUUCACGUGGUCAACUCUUCGGUGUUUAUGAAUGCAGCGAUCGCCAUCCUGUACCCGAUGCUGAGCAAGAAGAUUAAGGACCAGGUACGCUUCCACUACUCCAACUGGGCGUCACUGCACGAGUACAUUCCGGCGGACAUACUGCCGGCCGAGUAUGGGGGCACCGCGGGGAAAACGUUCGACUUUCAAACCAUCCACGGCCAGGUGCUGGAUCGUGCGAACGAUUUCGAUCGAUUACUGACGUACGGUGUACGGGAUGGGUCCGCUCCUACCGCGACUGCUGCUACGGCACCGAUUGUCUCCAAGGGCAAGGGAGGUAAAGCGAAGGGAAAGCACAGAGAGACGGAAAAGAAAAAGUCACUGGCGGGGUGCACUGUCGAGGAGUAAAAUCUAAGUGAUAUACCGUAGCAAUUAGUGAUAAGGUUGUUAGAUGUAGAGCCUUUAUUCUUUUACAAAAAAAAAAAACAAACAGAUAGCAAAUAAAGUGCCCAUGGGAAAAUUGGAAGUAAUUUUAAUGGAAGUCAUGUCACCGCUUAUCAAAACACACGCUCCGGUAAUGAGUCUGCGGAUGAGAAAUUCCCCUUCACGCAGGCUGUUUUGCACGGUCAAGAUAGCGAGCUGAUAAAAAAGACUUCGUCAUAUCGAACAAAGAUACCAUACCUAGACCACAACUUCUCAAGUAGUGCGAUGACAUGUUGAAGUGGGUUUUAAAAGUAAAUAAAGCUUAUUAUAAAAGCGAAAUGGCUUGCACACUUGGUAGGUUUUUGCGUACAUCAAAACGAUGAAACUACUUCUGAUAGGAGUGCUAGCGCUUUGCCUUGGGCAG
Messenger RNA from Anopheles coluzzii, 5205 nucleotides. RefSeq names its product alpha-tocopherol transfer protein-like. Lineage: Eukaryota; Metazoa; Arthropoda; Insecta; Diptera; Culicidae. The transcript is spliced from 3 exons. The record is from RefSeq and is a predicted model, not a curated record. Gene Ontology annotation, molecular function: phosphatidylinositol bisphosphate binding. The coding region runs from base 3765 to 4766 and encodes 333 amino acids. Gene Ontology annotation, cellular component: membrane.